UCUCCUAUAUCUAUAACUUGGACCGUGUAUCUACUGCCCAUGCAUGUGUCCUUGGAUCCUAACUAAAUUGAGCUUUUCUUUUGCUUCAAUAUCUGUAAUUCAUCAACCAUGGCAGCUGAACUUGGGCAAAAGGAGGAAACGAAGAAUGUGAAAAUCACUGCCAAAACCCAUGUCAAGCUCAACAAGAAACUCGGAAGAAGGGAAUGUCAGUUGGUAACAUUUGAUCUUCCAUACUUGGCUUUCUACUACAACCAAAAGUUGCUGUUUUACAGAGGGAGUGACUUUGAGGAGAUGGUGGGGAAAUUGAAAGACGGGCUAGCCGUCGUUUUGGAAGACUUCUAUCAGCUCGCCGGGAGGCUAGGCAAAGAUGACGAGGGGGUCUUUAGGGUGGAGUAUGACGAUGAAAUGGACGGCGUGGAGGUGGCGGAGGCCAUCGCUGAGGGGAUCGAAAUAGCUGAUCUGACGGUCGAGGAGGUCACCACCACUUUGAAGGAGUUCACACCCUACAAUGGGGUCUUGAACUUGGAGGGGCUCCGUAGGCCUCUGUUAGCAGUGCAGUUAACCAAGCUGAAAGACGGACUCGCAAUGGGGAUGGCAUUCAACCACGCGAUCAUCGAUGGGACUUCCACGUGGCACUUCAUGAGCUCAUGGGCCGAGAUCUGCGGAGGGGCCCACUCCAUCUCGGUCCCACCCUUCCUCGACCGCACUAAAGCCCGCAGCACCCGCGUGAAGCUCGACCUCUCGCUCCCCUCCACGCCACUCGCUUCAUCCAACGGCGACGCAAAGCUCCCUCCACAACUCAGGGAGAAGAUCUUCAGGUUCUCCGAGGCUGCCAUCGACAAGAUCAAGUCAAAUGUCAACGCAAACCCUCCCUCAUCGGACGGCUCAAAACCAUUCUCCACAUUCCAAUCACUCUCCGUCCAUAUCUGGCGCCACGUAACCCAUGCACGUGAACUGAAGCCCGAAGACUACACCGUCUUCACCGUCUUCGCGGAUUGCCGGAAACGGGUGGAGCCUCCGAUGCCGGAGAGCUACUUCGGUAACCUAAUCCAAGCAGUGUUCACAGUAACGGCUGCCGGGUUGUUAUCGGCGAACCCGCCAGAGUUUGGUGCGUCAAUGAUUCAGAAAGCGAUAGAAAUGCACAACGCGAAGACGAUUGAGGAGCGCAACAAAGAGUGGGAGAAGUCACCGAAGAUCUUCGAGUUUAAGGAUGCGGGAGUGAACUGCGUGGCGGUGGGGAGCUCACCGAGGUUCAAGGUGUACGAGGUGGAUUUUGGGUGGGGGAAGCCGGAGAGUGUGAGGAGUGGGUCGAACAACAGGUUUGACGGGAUGGUGUCCAUGUACCAGGGGAAGAGUGGUGGGAGGAGCAUCGAUGUGGAGAUUAGCUUGGAGGCUGUGGCUAUGGAGAGGCUGGAGAAGGACAAGGAGUUUCUUAUGGAGAUGUAAUUUAAUUAAAAUAUGCAUAAUGCAUGUAUUUAAUUAAUUGUAUUUGAAUUUAAGAAGAAGAAGAAGAAGAAGAAGAAGAAGAGUACGUACUAAGCUAUAGGGCCUAGCCUAGGGGUCGGGGGUUGACAGAAACUGCCGUUGUGAUUUUAGUUUUCAUGCAGGAGUUGGUAGGUGAAAAUUCUAAAAUCAGAAUAGCGGUGAUAUCAUUAUCAUAAUGCUAAGCAAAAGUGUUGAGAUUGUAAGGUGUGUUUGGGCUUGCUUCUUUUCUUUUCUUUUCUUUUCUUUUUUUUUCUUUUCACAUGCCGUUUCCUUUGGGCUUGUGAUAUGUAUAUUUUAUAUGUGUGCUUUUCUUGAUUCGAAUGGGUGGGCCAUUGGGCCUUCUGGAGCCUUAUCUUCCAA
Molecule: messenger RNA, 1845 nt
Organism: Alnus glutinosa
Lineage: Eukaryota; Viridiplantae; Streptophyta; Magnoliopsida; Fagales; Betulaceae
Product: BAHD acyltransferase DCR
Exons: 2
Coding region: 109-1446 (445 amino acids)
Source: RefSeq, a predicted model, not a curated record